Diabrotica balteata is the source of this 710-nucleotide messenger RNA. The record is from the annotation of a GenBank genome assembly. NCBI's taxonomy places the organism in Eukaryota, Metazoa, Arthropoda, Insecta, Coleoptera, Chrysomelidae.
AGUAAACUUGACUAGAUUCUCAUUUAAAAUUAAGUCGACUUUUGUUUAUCACAAUCUUUGAACAUGAGAGCCGUUACAAUUUUAGCUAUUUUAGCAUUACUAUGUACUACAACAUUUGCAAGUGCAACUAACGAAGAUACAGAUGCCAAACUACUUUUAAAUACCGUCGAUGGAAAAUAUGAGCAUAUUGAAUUACUUGGUAACAAGACUCUUUUUGAUGACGAUGAACUUAUUAAAAUAAUUUUGGCUUCUAUUGACAAAGAAGAUCUGAUUGCACUUGAAAGAUACCUCGAAGAAAACCCAGAAUUUCCUGGGGGCUGCACAAUCUGCAAACUAUUUGCCAAGUUAAUCCAAAGCCUAAUUAAAAAACAUAUUUCAAAGGACACUGUCGAACACGAGGUAGAUAAGUUGUGCAACAAAUUACCCUUCAAUGCAAUACGCAAUUUUUGUAAAAAACAUUUGGCACCAGAAAUUGGCACGUUAUAUGAUAAACUGAUCAAUUCUAGUACCCAAAAAGCAUGCCAGUUCAUCGGCUACUGUUAAUUGAGUUCACUUAUUUUUAAUUUUUACUUUAUAGCUGAAACCAUUGAUGAGAACUUCAUAUUUUACAUAUCUUAUUAAAUCAAUAUUACUAAGGAUUUAAAUUAUAACAUAAUAUUAAACUUAUUUUAUGGUACGUUUUGUUAAUAAAUACUUAAUAAAAAAACUCU